Molecule: messenger RNA, 549 nt
Organism: Fusarium keratoplasticum
Lineage: Eukaryota; Fungi; Ascomycota; Sordariomycetes; Hypocreales; Nectriaceae
Exons: 1
Coding region: 1-549 (182 amino acids)
Source: RefSeq, a predicted model, not a curated record
AUGUCUGCCCAAUUCGAUCCGUCUGUCCCCAAAGCCGGUGACAGCCAAAUGUCAAUGGACGAUACAGAGGUAGAAGUCAGUCUGGCGUAUGGCAUGGCUCUCCACGAACUUCGCGUCAUCCUCGAGAUGAUCCGGGAAGUUCGAAUCCCACCAUCCGACGACUUGGAAGCUCUCACGACCUACCGCGAACUGGUGAUCAGCGAUGUCACGAGACUCGACAAGAAGGUCAACAUCAGCAUGGACUAUCUUAGGGCCCGUGACGCCCAGUUCCACUACCAGGCCAAGCGUCUGCGUACGCCGGACCGAAUUGACAGACUUCGACUCUGGAACCGGGAGAAGAAGCAUGAGAUGGAGGCGUGCCGACUGCGGCAUGGAGACAAGGGUUACCAGGCGGCUCUGAAACGGUUCGAGGAGGAGAAGCGGGUCAUGAUCAAGUGCUAUGAGCUGGAGGGACUAUGGAAGAAGGCCAUGGAGCGAGAGGAGUCUGUCAAGUCCGACGGAGAUGAUGACUUGUCAAGCGACUGCGAGACCAUCAUUGGGGAGGAAUGA